This is a messenger RNA of Dictyostelium discoideum AX4, 4662 nucleotides long. RefSeq names its product leucine-rich repeat-containing protein (gene qkgA-1). Bases 1 to 4662 code for a protein of 1553 amino acids. Gene Ontology annotation, molecular function: protein kinase activity; protein tyrosine kinase activity; ATP binding. Gene Ontology annotation, cellular component: cytoplasm. NCBI's taxonomy places the organism in Eukaryota, Evosea, Eumycetozoa, Dictyosteliales, Dictyosteliaceae. The transcript is spliced from 2 exons. The record is from RefSeq and is a predicted model, not a curated record.
AUGGAUUUAGAACAAGAUGAAUGGAUGUCACAAAGACAAAGACAACAACAAAUGGAAUUUUCAAGAAUUGGAAUUGAAGUGAUUGGUUCAAAAAAGGAUUUAAUAGUAAAUAGUAUGAAAAAUCAUGAAACCACACUAACAAUCAUAAAUGAAACCUAUCGUAUAGUUUACUAUGAUCAAUAUGAAAGUAAAUUCACAUCUUGUAAUAUCAUUACUUUUGAUGGUAAGGAUAAAAGGUCAAUUAAAAAAAUGAAAAGAGUUGUUCAAAAAUUAUCAAAUGAGUCAACAAAUAGUAGUCACCAAUUUGAUCUUCAUUCACACGCAUUAUUACAAUCAUCAUCAUCGUCAUCAUCGUCAUCAACAUCAUCAUCACCAUCACUAACAUCAUCGCCAUCAUCACCAAUUUCAACAUCACCACCAUACCAUUCAUCACCUCAAUUAUUGGAGCAUUUACUGCACCAACAACAACCAAUAACAUCAGUCGGAAGUAAACCUUCAUUUUUUGUAAUUAUAAAUUUAUAUAAUGAUGAUAGACAAUCUUACAUGUCAGAGAUUGUUUCAUUCGCUGGUUCGUUUCAAUUUAUUGAAUGGAGAAAUGAUGAAUCUUGGAAAGAAGUUUUUAAAUUAUCUUCAAAUCUUUUAACUUAUCAUGUUAAAAAAAAUGAAUUAGCAAGAGCAUGUACAUUAGGUGAUAUUAAUCUUUUAGAUGAAAUAAUUUUAUCAGGUUGUUCAAAAUCACAAUUAAAAGAAGCACAAGGUGCUGGAUAUACAAUUGUAUUUAAUUCAUAUACAUCAUAUAGUAGUGGAUCAUCAUUGGUAGUUUCAGGUACAAUGGCAUUAUUAUGUGCAAUCGUUGAAAAUGGUACAUUUUUAUUAUUAUCAAAAUCAAAUAUUACUAGAUUUCCAAUGUCAAUUAUAAAUAUGUGUUCACAAUUGGUUGAAUUGGAUAUGAGUAAUAAUAGAAUAACAGAGAUACCAAUUGAAAUUACAGAAUUGAAAUUUCUAAAGAAUUUAAAUUUAUCUGAUAAUUUAAUCAAUGAUAUACCAUUAGAGAUUUGUAAUUUAACUUUGUUAAAGGUUUUAUUAUUAAAUGAAAAUCCAUUAAAUAAUUUCCCAUCAAGUAUUGUUGAACUUGGUACAAAGAAAUUAUUAUCAUUUUGUAGGAAUAUAUUAGAAGGUAAAUCAUGCGAAACUUGGAAUAAAGUGAAACUGAUGUUUGUUGGUGAAGAAGGUGUUGGUAAAACUAGAUUAUGUAAAUUAUUAAUUGGUUCAAAAUAUAAUAAGAAAAAGUCAUCAUCGUCAUCAUCAUCAUCAUUAUCGUCAUUGUCAUCGGCAUUAUCAUCGUCAUCAUCAUCAUCAUCGAUAAUCAACUCUAAUAGUAUUAGCAACUCCAAUAUCAAUAUGGUGAAUAUAAAAAAUGAAAAUCAAGUAACUGGUGAUACAGUAUCAACAGAGGGUGUUAAUAUCCAUGAUUUUAAGAGUAAAAAAGUUGAAUUCUAUGCAUGGGAUUUCGGUGGUCAACAAAUAUUUUAUCCAACUCAUCAAUUCUUUUUAACUACUCAGUCAUUGUAUUUAUUAAUUUUCAGAGUUAAUGAUUCGAAUUUUGCAGAGAGGGUCAAUUAUUGGGUACAUCAAAUUAAAGCGAAAUCUGGUAUUUCUCUACCAAUUAUUUUCUUUGUUGGUACUCAUAUUGAUAGUUGUACACCUGAACAAUUGUCAAUGGCAGAAUCAAUUUUAAAAUCAAAUUUUAUAAAAUAUUCACGUGUAAAACAGAAUGUAAUUAAUUUCGUAUCUUGUGUAACUGGAAAAGGUGUAAAAGAAUUAAAGAAACGAUUAAUUCAUGAAUCUGAAAAAUCAAGAUUAAUUAAAAAAGAUAUACCUGGUAGUUAUAUAAUAUUAGAACAAAGGUUAUCAAAUAGAGGUGCUAAUCAAGGUAGAAUGUCAAUUUCAAACUCUGCUUCAAAUUCAUCAUCAUCCUUAUUAAAUUCAUCAUCAUCAUCAUCGCCAUCUUUAACAAGUAAAAAAAGUUCAUCUCAUUUAAAACAUAGUCAACAACAACAACAACAGCAUCAGCAACAGCAGCAACAACUGCAACAAUCUAUAAAAGAGAAAUAUAUUGAUUAUGAUGAUUAUUUAAAUGAAUGUAAAUUAUCAUAUUUAAAACCACAUGAAAUUAAAGAUGCAACCGAUUUUCUACAUAAUCUAGGUAUAAUAUUACAUUUUGAUUCACCAAAACUUAAUAAUUUAGUAGUGUUGGAUCCUCAAUGGUUGGCAGAUGUAAUGUCAUCGCUUAUUACAUUCUCUCAUAGUUGGAUAAAACUUGGUAUAUUGAAUCACUCGGAUUUGCAAUCGAUUUGGGGUGGACGAUAUAAACAAACACUUUGGCCAUCAUUAUUGAAAUUGUUAGAGAAAUUCGAAGUUUCAUAUCAGUUACCUAAUCUAUCAAAAUCUUUAAUACCAUCUUUACUACCUGAUGAUCCAAUUGGAGAGAUUUUAGAAAUUAAAGAUCGUGAAUGGGUCCCACUAAAACUCGCAAUGGAGAAUAACUAUGUACAAGUAUUUGGUUGUGAUUAUCAUUUUAGUUUUAUGCCAUUAGGUUUCUUUGCACGUCUUUUAUUAAGAAUACUUUUAAUUCAAGGUAUUGAUAUUAAAACUUAUUGGAAAGAUGGUGUAUUAUUAGAUAUUUUAACACCAUCUGAUAAAAUUAAACAACAACAAUUGUUACAAAAAAAAUCAAUUUUUGAACCAACAACUACUCUAUCACCAUUUCUUUGUAGUUUAUCAUUAACAGAUUCACAAAAUUAUUCACCACUUGAACCACCACCACUAAUUUUAAAUUCACCAAGAGUUAAUAGAAAAUUCAUUUCAAAUUCAACCUCAACAACAAGCACAACAACAAGUACAACAAGUACAAGUACAACAAGUUCAAAUAAUAUAACACCACUUUCUAUGUCAUCAAUAACUCCAUAUUCACCAACAUCACCAAGAACUCCUUCUUUUUCUUCCUCUUCCACUACUACAUCUUCAUCAUCAUCAUCUUCUUCACCAUCAUCACAAUUUUGUGGUGUUGGUUGUCAUAGAAAUAUUAAUAAAAAUAAUGGUAGUAGUAAUGAAUUAAUUAAAACAUUAACAAAAAUAAAUAAUCAAAAUGGUAGUAGUGGUGAAUUAAUUAAAACAACAACAACAACAUCAACAUCAACAUCAACAACUUCAACAACAACACCAACAACAACAACACCAACAAUACCAAUAAAAAAUAAUAACAAUAAAAAAUUACCAAUUAAUAGAACAGUAUCAUCAUUAUGUUUAACAGCAAAACCUAAACUUCAAGCAUUAAUAACAUUUAUAAAAAAGAAAUCAUUUGAACAAUCACAUGAUAAUGAUAGUUAUAAAUUAAAUAUUCAAGUUAGAACUUAUAAUACAACAAUUGAUAAAGAACAUUCAGUAUCAUUAUUUUUUCAACAACUUUUAUUUACAAUUGAUACAUUAAUAUCAGGUUCUUAUCAAGGUUUGGAAGUUACUCGAACAAUACCAUGUACACAUUGUAUUCAACUCAACCCAACUAUUGAACCUUAUCAUUUCGAUUUAGGUGAUUGUAUAUCAGCUUUAGAAGAUGGUAGAUCUCAUGUCUAUUGUGGUAAUGAUCCAAAUACACCAGUUCGUAUAGAUUAUAUUGCACCUGAUAUAUGUUUAAAAAAAGUACCAACUUUUACUGAUGACCAAAUACUCUAUGAAAGACAAAUUGGUGAAGGUGGUUUUGGUUUAAUUCAUAAAGGUAAAUUAAUUUCAAAUAAAUCUGAUAUUGCAAUUAAAUCUUUAAUUUUAUGUAAUUCAAAUAAUAACAAUAAUUCAAAUAAUAACAAUAAUUCAAAUAAUUCAAAUAAUUUUAAAAAUAAUAAUAAUGAAGACGAAUUUAUUGAAAAAUUUCAAGAAUUUCAACAUGAAGUUUUUAUUAUGUCAAAUUUAAAUCAUCCAAAUAUUGUUAAACUUUAUGGUUUAAUGCAUAAUCCACCACGUAUGGUAAUGGAGUAUGUUGAACAUGGUGAUCUUUAUCAUUUAUGUCAAGAUAAGGAAAGAUAUGCUUCAUUGGGAUGGACUUUAAAAUUACGUUUAAUGAUUGAUAUUGCCAAGGGUAUUGGGUAUAUGCAAAAUCAAAACCCACCAAUUGUUCAUAGAGAUUUACGUUCACCAAAUAUUUUCUUGAAAUCUUUAGAUGAGAAUUCACCAGUUUGUGCUAAAAUCGCUGAUUUCGGUCUUUCUCAACAAUCAGUUUAUUCUGUAAGUGGUUUACUUGGUAAUUUUCAAUGGAUGGCACCAGAAACCAUCGGUGUUGAAGAUGAAAGUUAUACUGAAAAAGUUGAUACCUAUAGUUUUGCUAUGAUUUUAUUUACAAUUUUAACUGGUGAAAUCCCAUUUGAUGAAUAUUCAUUUGGUAAAAUGCAAUUUAUAAAUUUAAUUAGAGAAGAGAAUCUUAGACCAACUUUACCAUUCGAUUGUGAUCCUCGUCUUUCAAAUUUAAUUCAAUUAUGUUGGUCAACAAAUCCAAAAAAGAGACCUUCAUUCACUUUUAUCAUUAAAGAAUUGCUUGAAAUUAGAAUAGAUUCAAUACAAACUUCUUAUUUUGAUUCUCCAUUUUUAAAAAAUUAUCCUGCUUCAAUUUAA